This is a messenger RNA of Cucurbitaria berberidis CBS 394.84, 966 nucleotides long. RefSeq lists its product as uncharacterized. The coding region runs from base 307 to 606 and encodes 99 amino acids. The record is from RefSeq and is a predicted model, not a curated record. The transcript is spliced from 2 exons. Gene Ontology annotation, cellular component: cytosol. Gene Ontology annotation, biological process: glutathione metabolic process. NCBI's taxonomy places the organism in Eukaryota, Fungi, Ascomycota, Dothideomycetes, Pleosporales, Cucurbitariaceae. Gene Ontology annotation, molecular function: 5-oxoprolinase (ATP-hydrolyzing) activity.
GGCAUCGAAGGGUCAUCAUUAAGAGAUUCGGGGCAUCCUCGCUGGCUCGAUGCCCACCGGUAGCGUCGAGUUGCACGAAGAGGGUGCCAUGAUCAUGUCAGAGUAUCUCGCUCGCGAUAGUGUCUUUGAUAAAGAACUUGUCACAAAAGUCUUGCUUCAUGACCUGCUCAGCACCCGGAUUGUUCAGGAACACGCAAGCUUGCUGAUAACAUCAAUAACCCGAAGCGAGUGUCAGCGAACGCAAAAGGCGCAGCACUUGUUCCUGUUUUCAUAACCGAGCCUGGUCUGGCUACUGUACACUUUAAUAUGCAUGCGGUUACUGCCAACGCUGAAGCAUGUGUGAGAGACUUCAUGAAGCGUAUUUACAAUCGGACUAGUAGUAAGCCCCUUGUCGCCCUCGACUUCAUGAAUGACGGUACCCCUUUCAAGCUUACAACUACAAUCAACCACAGCUUCAACGCCCCGAGGGCGAUUGCGAGGUCUACCACGCUUUAUGCCCUUCGCUGUAUUAUCAAUCAAGAUAGACCACUUGAUGAAGGAUGUCUAAGACCUCUCACAUCUACGAUACCUGAAGGAAGUAUUCUUAACCCAUUACCUUGUAGCUAGAAUAGCUUUAUAACUGCGCAUUAUUAUACUCUCUACCCCGUUAGCCUUUUUAGGAGCACUCGGUACAUACGUUUACUGCCUUACUGCCAUCUCACCUUACCUUACUCGCGAUUAUACCUUCUAUUACAUCCCACCCACUCUACGUGCUAAACUCUCUAAAACUGGCCCUAAAAAUGCACCCCAAUACCCAGUCUCCGCAUCUUCGUCGGCAGCAUACUCCAUAAGAUUGCCAUAUAGCCUCGCAACGCGGAAAACGCCCUGGACAGACGAGGUGUCGAGGGAGGGCAAACUUGUGUCAUUCCCGAGGAUUGAGAUGGCGCAGGUUGUCGAUAUAUCUGGAGAUAGGUCGGCAGAGUCAGG